AUGCGCACCGUUGUCUGCCACGGAAGCCCAUACGAUGCCUCCAAAGAGAUACAUGGAAGCUUAGACUUCUACAAGACUCUGCUGAAGCAGAAGUCGUCCAUGUCUUGGGCUGAAGUAUGCCGAACAGCGCUCAAGUUCCAGCCUCUGCUGGAGACGACAUUUCCAAACUAUAUGCAAGAGAUACGAGGAAUCGCACAGGGAGCUGGUGUUGACGUGAAAUCAGUACUGGCGUUGAAUGUGCGUACCGAGAUUGCAUAUGGCAUGUUUGAUGAUGGAUGCACAGCCUUCUCAUGGAGGAAUCCAAGUGCAAGCUUCCUUGCACAGAACUGGGAUUGGGAAGAUGACCAGGCGCCAAAUCUCAUCUCGUUGCACAUCGCACCCCUAGAUACGUCAAAGCCAACUAUCCAUAUGGUCACCGAGGCUGGCAUUAUUGGCAAGGUUGGCCUUAACUCCAAAGGCGUCGGAGUCACCCUUAACGCCAUCAAGGCAGAAGGCGUAGACUUCACCCGGCUGCCCUGCCACCUUGCUCUCAGACUAGCACUGGAAAGUUCCUCGCGUGUCGACGCCAUUGGCAAACUAGGAAAAGUAGGUGUUGCAUCGGCAUGCCAUAUCACUAUUGCCGACUACACAGGUGGUACUGGCCUCGAGUGCUCGUCUAUGGAUAUAGCAUGGCUCAACAUGGGCGAUUUCAUGGAGAGCAGACCAGAUAUCAUCACUCAUACAAAUCACUUUGUGCACAACCACAAGAACGGCUUGAAGUCCGUGAUGUUCAUGCCUGACAGCGAGGCCCGUCUGGCCAGGCUAAGAGAACUGCUGGCCCAGAGCGGGCCCAAGCCAGAGUUUGAGAGGAUAGAAGAAAUCCUGAAGGACGAGAAGGGAUACCCGACCUCCAUAUGCCGACAGGCAAAAGGUGAGAAUACAACGUCCACGUUGUUUAGCAUUAUCAUGAACCUUAGGCAGUUGAAGGCCACUGUGAUUGUUGGAAGGCCUGUUGACCCCCAAGGGGUUCUUGAGUUGAAGCCUUGA
Messenger RNA from Trichophyton benhamiae CBS 112371, 1026 nucleotides. RefSeq names its product acyl-CoA:6-aminopenicillanic-acid- acyltransferase, putative. Bases 1 to 1026 code for a protein of 341 amino acids. The record is from RefSeq and is a predicted model, not a curated record. The transcript has 4 exons. NCBI's taxonomy places the organism in Eukaryota, Fungi, Ascomycota, Eurotiomycetes, Onygenales, Arthrodermataceae.